Messenger RNA from Caenorhabditis briggsae, 2754 nucleotides. The transcript is spliced from 8 exons. Gene Ontology annotation, biological process: chromatin remodeling. NCBI's taxonomy places the organism in Eukaryota, Metazoa, Nematoda, Chromadorea, Rhabditida, Rhabditidae. Gene Ontology annotation, cellular component: cytoplasm. The record is from RefSeq and is a predicted model, not a curated record. Bases 1 to 2754 code for a protein of 917 amino acids.
AUGGAUUUGUCAGAAAUGACAGAAGAAGAUGAUCGAUUGUUUCGAUUGGCGACCUGGACGAUUUCCGAGAUUCUUCAGAAGAAAUCUGGUGGACAAGUGAUCGAUAGAAUAUUUAUGAGCAGUGUUUUACACGACUUGCAAAAGCUGAAAUUUGAGAGCUCAUUGGACCAGAAACAGCUCGCCGGAGCAGCUAUCAUCGUAUCGGCACGUGUAGUAUUGCCAAGAUUGUCGUUGAAUGAGAAAGCGGAAGUUUGCCAGUUUUACAAGGAAGGGCUCUUCUUGCUGACCACUUUUGAAGGGCUACCCGACUUCCGAUGGAAAACGAUAGAACCCCUAUUUCAUAUGUACCUAGAAGCGAUUCCACAAUGUGAAACUGCAAUUAUGGCUCGUGAUUUCUUCAAUAUGCUAGUAUGGAUUCUGGAAAAGCUCGCAAUUUCUCCGACGGUUUGCGAAGACCUUUACUCUUUCCGAUCAUGUAUCACAAUCGGUCGAGUUUUUCACAACGUGUUGGAAAUCAUGGGCAAACCGAAUCUGGAUCUGAUUUUAAGGAAAACUGCAGUGAACUUUUUGUCAAGGAUAAUUCGGCAGUGUCCGCCUGGAGGAGCACCAGUGGUUUCUCUUUUUGUAUCUGGAUUGUUGGGUGGUGUGACAAGGAUUAUGACUCAAAAAACAACCAAUGCAUCGGUGAUUACAGAUUUACUAGCGAUUUUCAAAAACGCCGUGCUCCUCACAUUUUCGAAUGGAGCUGAAAAAUUCGACGAGACGAAAAUCAACCUGGAAGACUAUCCGACAGAGAUGCACUAUGUUUUCAAAAAUCAAAACGAAGAGUGGAAAGAAGCGAGAGCUGGUCAUAUUAAGCACUAUCUAGAGAAGCUUCUCACCUUGUUUGUGAUCCAUCGGAAUGAUGGCGUUCGUUUUGAGAUGUGUGAAGCGGUGAUUGAGAUUCAGGAGCAGUGUGGAGAGGUCAUCGGAGAGGAGUUGUAUGGCAUAUUGUUGAGUAUGCAUAUGCAUUUGAAAUACGAUGAUUUUGAAAAGUUCCGCAAAAUCUCUGAGCAUUGUCUUGCCCUAGUCGACAGUAAACGAAUCAGAGAUGACUUUUUCUACAAACAACUCGAUCUCCAAAUCACCCGACUUCCCGUCGAAACCCGUAGUGGAAAUGGAAGUCGAUCGUUAUCAGUUCUAGCUGCUCUUCUAGAUGGUCUAGGACCCAAUAUUCGAUUGAUGUGUACCUCUGGAUCUCAAACAAUGGAACUUCUUCUCCGAAGUCUUGCUGAUAGCAUUGAAAUCAAUUUGAAACAACUGAUGAUCAUUGGAGAUGUCCCUUUAAACUCAGUCUCUGAAGCCAUGCAAAGAUACAAGCUGAUGCAUAAUAUCAACUCAUCGCAAGUCGAAUGUGUUUGUGAAAUGCUUGCGAGGCAUGGAGGAAUUGAAAUUAUCGCUAUGGUGCAACAACUGAUAAAGUCGGAAAGUCCAAAGAAGCAAUCCACGUAUCAUGUGCUUCUUGGACAUCUUCUAGGAGCUCUGAACCCUGAAAAUAUUCCUUCUGAUGAUCCGAUCGUUGUGAUGCUUGCAGAAUACAUGAUCAAGGAGACGAAUCGAUCUUGUUUGAUUCGGAUACUGGAUGAUAGUAAACCGCAUACCACUGAUAAUGAAAUGGAUGUGGAUAUGAUUAUUGAGAGUUUGAGCUUGAUCAAUCUGGCGUUAUGCAUGAGAUUUACAAAGAAAAACGCUAAUCGGACUCAUAUUUCCACCGAAUGUCUAUGCACUAUUUUGAUUCAAACCAACUCGAAAGUCUGGAUCGUACAAGAAGCUGCAGCGUUCGCUUUGAAAGUGAUUGCCGUGGAUUCCAAUCAAGCUGUAACCGAUCUCAUUUCAAUGUACAGUAGUCACAUUCUGAAUCGAGUUUCCGUGGCAUGCAGCUCAUCAAUCAACUAUCAUUUGGCUCCAGUUUUGAUGAUAGCAUAUUUACAAAACGGACAAGUUUCUUAUCAAUUCGAUGUGAUCAAAGUGAUUGUGGAGAAGAUGUUGUACGCGUUGGAUACGAAUAAACAGGUAAGAGAAACGUGCAUGUGCUUAAAAUACACAUACUCGUUGCUCCGAGCUCUCAACGAAUUCAUGUUCGCUCUCAACAAGGACUAUCCAGAUCAUCAGCCUCUACCACCUAUGGGAGAUCCAGAAGAGGAUCAAAAGGACCGUCCCACCCCUCAACACAUCCUAGUAGAGAAGAUCUUGCUCCGAACGAAGCAUAUGUUAUCAACAGAUCACCUCCCAGUACAACUGCUCUGCCUAGAGUUGCUAAAAGGAGGACUUGAACUUCUGAAGCAUUACGACGACAUGCUUCUCCCAAUGAUCCAUCAGAAUUGGGCGGGGCUUAUGACGAUCGCAGGGAGAAAGGAUCCGAAUUCGUUUGUCCUUAUGCUGGAUGUCGUUGUGUUUAUGGCUGAGCUAUCGGGAGAUUUCGUGCAUAAUAAGAUUCUAAAAGAGCUUUAUCCAUUGGUGAAGGCCAACUACAGGGAACUGAUGAGCAGAGGGCUUUCUAAGAACACGCCAAGCUAUGAGAGCGCCAAGAAAACGAUAAAAUCGAUUCCAAGACUGAUUGUGUACUCGAAAAUGUCGGAGGAGGACGCAAAGAAGACGUACUACACACUGCUAGACGAGUCAGACGUUGUCUAUUCACCGUUGACGAUAUAUCGGGAUGCGGAAAAGUACAAAAUGGAUCAAUACUUUGAAUCCGGAGAAAUUUCAUUUUCUUAA